Messenger RNA from Sporothrix brasiliensis 5110, 2604 nucleotides. RefSeq names its product peroxisomal biogenesis factor 2. Gene Ontology annotation, molecular function: DNA replication origin binding; single-stranded DNA binding. The transcript has a single exon. The record is from RefSeq and is a predicted model, not a curated record. Gene Ontology annotation, cellular component: replication fork protection complex; nucleus. Gene Ontology annotation, biological process: DNA replication; DNA replication initiation. NCBI's taxonomy places the organism in Eukaryota, Fungi, Ascomycota, Sordariomycetes, Ophiostomatales, Ophiostomataceae. The coding region runs from base 1 to 2604 and encodes 867 amino acids.
AUGGCUCUCAUAGAAUCCGAACCACAAUGGCCUCCACGAUCGCCCGGGGAGGUCCUCCUCAGCACACCCGGUGGCCGCGCCCGACUACGGCGCCUCGAAGCAUCACGAACCUCGCCCUCUCCCUCUCGCGGUGGGCGUGCCGGAAGCCACAUCUUUGACGACGCGGCUAUGGGCGGAGUAGCAGGCGAGGACGAGGACGAUGAAGAGACACUGCAACUGCAGUUGCAAGAGAUCCAGGCGAAACUGCGCUUAAAGAAACUGCAAGCUGCCAAAGCACAAAAAGUGGCCGCUGGCGAGUCAUCGGCUCGGUCAACACCUGGGUCGGCGAAAAUAGCAGCUGGCAGCGGCUCUGCAACACUACACAAUUCCAGAUCGCCACAGCGCAGUACAGUGGAAGUGCCGGCGUCUCCAGUACGGCGACCACAAUCGGCAGUGGAGGCUCUGACGCAAAAGUCGCCCAAGAGGGUGUUGUUGGGGAUUGACAAGGGACUGCGCGGCCAGGAUGUCUCAUUACGGCGGCCGCCAUCUUCCUUCCGGCGAGGGCUGACGGGUAGUGCUAGCAGCUCUAGCAUCGAGGGAGGGGGUAGCAGCUCGUCAUUGUCACAGAGAGAACCAGCGCCACGGCCUCUAAGCUUCAACGAACGAUUAGCAGCGGCACGGACGCAAGAAGCUGCUCGUCAGGACAAGUCGGAACGCAUCCAGAAGCUGCGGACAUCGGGCUUCGACGUGGGCCGGGAGGAGAUGGAUCAGUACAAGGCCAAAGCUGUCGACAUCCCAGUCGUUGAGCGAGGGCCGCAAAAGUUCAGUCGGGACGACAUUUUGGGGGCGGCUUCCGGACGAAAGCAGUACGACGCCGACAGUGGUUCCUUGCGACGCAGCAAUACGACGCCGAAUAUUCGAUCCAAGUACAUGGAUGAAGGCGUGUCGGAGGGGGCAAAAAAAGACACUGCCACGGCAGAAACCGACGAGGCUUCCUUUGAGCCUUACAGCGGCUUCCAUCUCACACGCCGUAACCUCCCGCACUCCGUCGUGGCGCGCUCUGUGUCUGGCAAGACGGCGUAUACCAUCAAAGAUCUACUCCGUCUCGUCAAGGCACCUCAAUUCGAGCUCCCCCAGGUCGAGACGGAUGUUGUUGUUUGGGGAAUUAUCGCCGAGAAGUCGGAACCGCGGUCCCACAAACCUGCCGGUAGUGCUGCUGGUCCGGCUGCGAACCAAGACCGCGGUAAGUACAUGGUGCUGACGCUCGUCGACCUCACUUACCAGGUCGAGCUAUUUCUCUUCAAGUCAGGCUUUGAGCGCUUCUGGAAGCUCUCAACCGGUACCGUCGUCGCCAUUUUGAAUCCGAGCAUUAUGCCGCCACCGCCCGGCCGCCACGAUACGGGCAAGUGGAGCCUUGUCAUCAACUCGGACGAUGACACCAUUUUAGAGAUUGGCAACGCCCGCGACCUAGGGUACUGUAAGUCUAUCAAGCGUGACGGUCACCAGUGCAGCACCUGGGUCAACGCCAAGCGCACCGAGUUUUGCGAGUUCCAUACCAACGAGGCGGCGAAGAAAAUGCGCGCUUCACGUAACGACCUCAACGGUGCCGCUGGGUUUGGCACCAGUGACAAGAGCGCGCGGGGUGGGCGUGGUGGCGGCCGCGGCAGGGGUGGAGGGGACUACUCUUCCGGCCGGGGCGGCAAGAGCAACACGGGCUACGACUACAUGACGCAGAGCCAGUGGUUUGCCGCUGGCAGCAGCGCCAGCUCGCUCAUUGACAACGAGGCCCUGAACGGCGGGUACUCGGACCAGGUAGAGCGCAAGGAGGGUCUCAAGCGGCGCCUGGCCGCCAAAGAGCGUGAGUCGGACAUUGCCCGCAAGCUGAGCGAGAUUGGCACGGGCGCCGGCAAAGACUACAUGAAACUUGCGGGGCGCGGCCCAACGACCACAAAGAAGGGGUCGUCGUCCUCCACCACAUCGUCAUUUUCCACAACCCGUUCUUCCCAGCAGUCGCAGCUGUCGUCGUCCUCAUCCAUGACAACAGUCGGGUCCGCCGCUGAGCAGGCCGCUGCGUCACGGGCAAGUCUUCUCGCGUCGGUUGUCGGAAGACGCAGUGGUACCAGCGCGACUGGUAUUGGUAACAGUGGCCUGCACGUCCGCGACAAUACGCCCAAACUGGGCCACGAACCGCCGUCGACAACCGUCCAUCUCGGCCCAGCAAAGCGCAAGAGACCACAAUCGGCUCUUUCGAGUAGCGUGGGCGGUGGCAGCAAUACGAAUACCGGAAGCGCAGCGUCGCAAAGCCAAAGCGGUGAAGGUUUUGGCUGGGGCACGAACCUAAAAGCCAAGUUGGGCCGGAUGAAGGAUGGCGAGCGACUCAACAACAACCAAACAAUCCAGAACGGAUUCAAGCGACAGGCAGGAACGGCCACAGCUGGGUCAACUCUGACCAGCUCGGCGUCCACGCCCAUCUUGCCUGCACCCGAGCGGUCGCCUGUCCGUAAGAAAACACGCUUUCUUCUGGGUGGCAAGGGCAUUCGUGAAGCCGGGCGCGAGAGCCUUGGGACAACUGCUCCUAGCAACGCCAACUUUGAUGACGAUGAGGACGAGUUGGUGAUUAUUUGA